Messenger RNA from Entrophospora candida, 555 nucleotides. The record is from the annotation of a GenBank genome assembly. Lineage: Eukaryota; Fungi; Glomeromycota; Glomeromycetes; Entrophosporales; Entrophosporaceae.
AUGAAUAUUAUUACAUCGUUUAAUGCAUCUUUAAAUGGAAUAUUAAGUGAAAUAUUAAGUGAAUUAGCGGAUGAGUCGAAUUACUAUGAUGAUUCAUUAAGUGAAAUUCGCCAAUCAAAUAAAAUGAUAAGGUCAUUAAAACAAAUAAUUGAUACUUUAAAUAUAAUUGAAGCCUGCAACAAUAGUAAAGAUGGUUGCAAGGAAAGGCUUUUAAAAAAGAAAGAAUACAAAACUUAUAAAAUGUUAAUAGACGAAUUAGCAGAAGUGUCAGCCGAUAAACUAAAUGAAAGAUUAAUUGAAUUAGAUGAUAAAUUAAAUUACAAAGUUGUAUGUCAUAAAUUUCAAUCAGCAGAAAAAAACCGGGAAGAAAUCAUUAAUUCGGAAAAAUAUUUAUUACAAAUAAAAAAUUAUAAACAACAUCCAGAAGCAUUCUAUACGAGUCGUCCAAUAAGUAAUUUAAUUCAGCAAGCUCAUGAUUUAUCAAAUUUAAGGGUCAGGCAAGGUGCUACAAUAAAUUACAAUUUUAGUAGCAAUGUAGUUUUCACUAAUAAUUAG